Molecule: messenger RNA, 3742 nt
Organism: Oncorhynchus masou masou (cherry salmon)
Lineage: Eukaryota; Metazoa; Chordata; Actinopteri; Salmoniformes; Salmonidae
Product: trichohyalin-like
Exons: 7
Coding region: 900-2531 (543 amino acids)
Biological process (GO): positive regulation of MAP kinase activity; positive regulation of cell migration; positive regulation of ERK1 and ERK2 cascade
Cellular component (GO): membrane
Molecular function (GO): platelet-derived growth factor receptor binding; growth factor activity
Source: RefSeq, a predicted model, not a curated record
AUCAGGAGGGAACAGGGCUGACGCGCACUGUGCCACAGAGAGCUUUGGAUAUUGAUAAGCCUGUGACGAAGCAGCGGACAGCAAACUCCCAUUGUAGGCUACGUACCACACUUGUGUGGCGCUUCAUAUAGAGGCGCGCCGUGCGUUAUAAGGAGAGAAUAACCUCGUGUAGGCUACAACGCGUGGAAAAAGGAAAAUAAAAAGGGAUUUUAAUCAACUUGGAGAGUUUUGAUGUCUCGAGGGAUAACCUAGCAUUAGCCUGUAUUAAUGUGUAGUAUAAAUAACAUUUUACUAAUCUAGUCUAGAAUAUUGUUUGUUUGUAAACUUUGUAUGAUAUAUACAAGUAACUUAAAAUGUUUGAAGAUUUUUUUUCUCAUUAUAUUGAUUAUUUUUUAGGAUAAUGUAAGAUGUUUAUUUUAAAGCCAUAGGCUAUAACAUUGGGCGUUUUAAUUUCGCACCUGGACUUUUAAUGUAUCGACUCGUGCCUUAAAAACAUUUUUAAAUUGUGUGAUACCAAACAGUCUGAGACUAUCAUCCCGACUGCAGGAGAUUAUUGUGUUUGGAACACCACAAACAGUUCCUUGGGGAUUUAAAGACAUCAAUUGAAAAUGGACCAAAUCAUCUUCAAAAAAGUCGCCUUACUCCCCUAGUCCCCUGACAGUGGAAUUUCGAACUGGGUGGACGUUCUGUGUGGGAAGCGUAUCAUUGAGCAGGCUACAAUUGCUAAUUCACUGGAUACUUUCCUGAGACGACAAGUGUAGGUGUCCGUCCACUUGCAAGGCAAGGAGUUCCAAUUCCACAGAGCGAGCCGCUGUCCCCACGCCUAGUGCUGAGGGAGAGACUCGUGCUGUUUCCAUAAAUGCUUGGUCUAUCGCGGAGAAUCCAGCCUGGGCAGCAAAAUGAGCUCGUGGGUUUGGGUUCAGCUGCUCGCGUUGCUUGCGGCAUGUCUGCGGUCGGGCAGCGCAGAGGGGGAUCCUCUCCCUCCAGGUUUGGUGGAGCUGGUUAGGAGAAACCCUAUCUCUUCCAUAGAGGACCUGCAGCUGCUGCUGCUCAGUGACUCCGUAGAUGAGGAUUUCUCUGACGAUUUUUUGCCGAGUGGACAACACUCCAACAACACUAGCAACCGAUUGCCAAGGAGUCUGGACGCCCAGCCGGCUCAGCAGGCACUAUGUAAGGUGAGGACAGAGGUGAUGGAGGUGACCCGUGCCAUGUUGGACCGCAGCAACGCCAACUUCAUGUUGUGGCCUCCCUGUGUGGAGGUACAGCGAUGCUCUGGCUGCUGCAACACCAAGAGCCUGCAGUGUGUCCCCGUGCUGACCCACACCAGGCACCUACAGGUGAUGAAGAUCCAGUACGUGGACAAGCGGCCCAACUACUCCAAGGCAGUCGUCUCGGUCCACGACCACGUGGAGUGUCGCUGCCAGCCCGCCCCUCGCACCCCGGCCGCCCCCAAGAAGAAGUCCACGCCCCGCAGACAGCAGAAAGACAACAAAGGAGAGGGCCAUCCAGCCAAGGCCAGAUCCAAGGAGGAGCUGCACCGCAGAGAUGAGCUGAAGCACAACCAGAGGAUCCAGCUGGAAGACCUGCUGGACCAGCACUGGAACCCCAAGGACACCUCCUCAGACGCAGGGGAGAGGAAAGGGGGCUAUGGGCUGGACCAUGACAAGAUGGAUCCUCAGUGGGUGCUUAACGCUACCAGACAUCUGGGGGAUAACGAGUGGACCGAACCUCGACAUCACGAUGACAUGGAGGAGGGGAGAGACAGUAGUAGUGUCAACGGCACUACAACCGCAGUGGACAUCGACAUGGCACAGCUUGACCACGAGAAGGGAGACAGGGUCGAGACGCGUGGGGAGUCGCUAUUUAACAUUACUGAGGGAAGUGUCAGUAGGGGAGAUAGGCAGCAGGGUAGUCUGAGCCUCAGUGAAGAGGAGGGAGACCAAGAGACACAGAGACAAGCCACACAAACACAGAGUCCCUCGCUACGCACCAACACAUCAAAGCAACAGCGACAUGGGACCAACUCCUCCUCAGAGGAAACCAAAAGCAGAGAGGGAGCCAAUCAAAGAACGGAACAGCAAUUCCAUCCUACAGAGGAAACCAAUCAGAGGCCCGAGAGCCGAUUCCCUCCUCUUGAGGAAGCUGAUCAAAGACGUAAAGACAAUGAGACCCCUGAUUCAGAGAGGAGCCUCCAGCACGCUCUCCAACUGGAACAGGAGAAGCUGGAGGAGGAGAGGAAGGAGCUGUUGUUACUCCACAGGAGGCUGGACGAUGAGAAGGAGCUCCUGAGACGUGAGCAACAGAAACAACAGCAAGAAGAAGAGGAGCAGCAGUACCAUCGGCCUAAUCAUAAACAUCAAACUCACACCACCACACAAAGAACAGACACAGUUUCGCCCACUUCGCCGCGAGCGCCCUCAGUCCUGGCUGGUCCCCGGCCACCUGCUCGGCCCGGCCCAACUAGGAAGAGAAUGAGGAAGAACAACCGCAAGCGUAUCAGCAAGGCUGCAAUGAGAGCAAUGCUAAUGUAGAACCUACAAUCUCUCUGAAGGGAGUGAUGCUCUCUGUGUUUGUUGUGGACAAUCCAGUGGCGACACCGAGCAGUUCAUUCCUUUCUUAUGAGUUAAUAUUCGAGUGUCAGUAACCUGCUCGUCCUGUGACCGUGAGGUAUUCCCUAAUAGUACUAAUGAUUGUCUGGUGAACCCAAAACAAACCCUUGGACGGAAAGAAAUAUGGGACAAGAAGAAUGGGAUGUAAAUACAUACGAGGCUGAGGUGAUCCAUCAACAUAUGUCUGAUCCAUCAAAAGAUGAUCUCCUAUUAACAACAAGAUGUUCCCCCAGUCGGAUCAAGAACAUCGGAACAGGACAUUCAAACCACAUUAGAACUUUGGAACAGAUCAUUGGAACAACAUUAGAACUUUGGGAGAUAUCAUUGGAACACUGGAUGAACGUUGGAACGUUCACAAGGACGUUGGACUGUCGUUGGACUCAGUGCUAUUGGACCUCCCUCGUGACUUUUGAACAGCAUAGUAAACCACUCCAGUCAGUAGAGAUCAAGUCGGUUAAAAACUCUUCACAUUCUCAUCCAAGGCAUGGUUUAUUAUCCCAGAUAUCCCAGACAGAUCAUGCUUGUCAAGAAGACCAAAGAGAGAGAGCAUUUUUAUGUCAGUCCAAAUCUCCCAUUUCCCUAUGAGCACAAGACGUUGAAAAUACCUGUUUUUUCCUUUGAAAAUACUUUAAAAAUAUAUAUAUAUUUCCAAAAUGUUUCUUACUAGGUUCUGACAUAGAAGAAGACAUUUUAUUUUUCGGACUAGAAAGGUACAAUGAUAGAGGACCGGAAAAAAUACCAUGGCAAGCAGAUAUUACAGGGACAAUGGGAAAGAAAUGAUGACAUUUAAAUGAGCAAGGACUGUUGGAAUGACUGGUAGUCUUGACUGAUGUGUGCAGUAUCCCUACAUUGUGCUUAAGCUGCUCUAUAUGUUCUAGUCUAUUCCUGCACUAAGGAAGGUCAAUAGAACUACGCAGCAAAGAUAUUGCAUGUCUCAAUAGUUACACAAUGUAGAAUCUCGUUUUUCUAUAAACAUAUUUAAUUGUAUUUAAUUUGAUCUAAAACACUGGAAUUCCAUCAACAACAAUGCACAGGUUUGCAUUCUCAUGUUCAGCCGAGGCUUCCGCACUUCCUUCGGAAAAUGGGAUUAAAACAAGAUGCAAGGUGCUAAACAGGGUUGCAUUACACCUUUA